Messenger RNA from Saccostrea cuccullata (small rock oyster), 3388 nucleotides. RefSeq names its product parathyroid hormone 2 receptor-like. The coding region runs from base 1 to 1296 and encodes 431 amino acids. Gene Ontology annotation, cellular component: plasma membrane. The record is from RefSeq and is a predicted model, not a curated record. NCBI's taxonomy places the organism in Eukaryota, Metazoa, Mollusca, Bivalvia, Ostreida, Ostreidae. Gene Ontology annotation, molecular function: G protein-coupled peptide receptor activity; peptide hormone binding. Gene Ontology annotation, biological process: adenylate cyclase-modulating G protein-coupled receptor signaling pathway; cell surface receptor signaling pathway. The transcript has 10 exons.
AUGCGUGAAGAUUCUAAACAAUGUACCGAGGAUGGGUCCUGGUUUGUUAAUCCCUUCAACAAGACAUGGACUAAUUUUAGCCUAUGUCUCGGGUCACACACUCACGACGACCCUUUAGCUAUAGCUAACACAGUUCCAGCUCUGAUCGAGCAAUAUGUGGAAUCGGUCCGUUUGAUGUAUAACAUAGGGUACGGUAUCUCCCUGGCGUCCUUAGUGAUAGCCGUGGCUAUCAUGAUUUACUUCAAAAAGCUCCACUGCGCAAGGAACACCAUCCAUGUCAACCUGUUUGUGACAUUUAUUCUUCGUGCUAUUGUCACCUUCAUCAAGGAACAUCUGUUGGUGGAGUCUGUAGGGUUUCCUGGGGAUAUUUAUUACGAUGAACAAUGCAACAUUAUAUUUAGAAAUGACGUCAUACACUGGGAGUGUCGGCUAUUUUUCACUCUGUUUAACUAUACAUUGGCUGCUAGCUAUAUGUGGAUUUUUGUGGAGGCGAUAUACCUUCAGUUCCUUUUAUCUGGUCCUGUAUUCACAACAAAAAACAGAACGAAAUGGUUCAUGUUACUGGGGUGGUUGUUUCCUGUAAGCUUUGUUCUACCUUGGGUUCUGGUACGAAUCUUUGAAUACAAUGAACUCUGUUGGAACAUUCAGAAGAAUCAGCUGAUCACGUUAAUUAUAUACGGACCAAUCACAGUAACAGUUCUGAUUCAGUUUAUUAUCUUUAUUAACAUUGUGAGAAUAUUAUUCACCAAACUCCAUGCAUCAAACGGGCAUCAGAUAAACAGUUUCCUAUUCAAACGCUUGGCCAAAUCCACACUGAUCCUGAUCCCCCUGUUUGGGGUUUAUUACGUCAUUUACUCUGUUAAUUACCUCAUGUCAAGCUUUGGCUACCUAGAUGAGAGGUCCAUGAUUUACUUCAUCCUGUGGUGGUCAGAAUUAUUCUUCAAUUCCUUUAUUCACAUGUUAGUUCAGACGGAAUUCAAAAAAGUUUGGCACCGGCAUUUAACGAACCAGACCGGAAGUACCAGAACAACACGGUCUAGAACACGAAAUUCGGUUAAACAACCUCCGACUUCUAAUGGGAUGGCAUUACAUACAGGCGAUAUAAAUCAUGAUAUCCCUACAAACAAAUCAGAUUCAACGUUGGUUACAUCUUUUCAAAAUGAAACAUACUGUGAAAGUGAAAAUCGAGGGAUUAUUUUAGACACUGAUGAUACAGAGAAUGAGACAUCGUCCUGUAUAAUCAAUAAGCAGGCAGCGACUGGAAACUGUGAUAAAGUUGAAAACAAUAAGUGUUAAAAAAUUACUGUCAAGUAAAACAAAGGGUUUUUAAUGGAUCGUGUUGGAUUAUUCCGUGUAAAAUUUAGACAGAUAGUAUUUUUGAGAAAUUCUUGACGCUAUGUUUUGACAUUUCAUUGUCGUUAAGUCUGCUCUGCCGUUACAAAACAUGUCGACAUAUUCCAUUGUGUUUAUCUUAAAUUUCUUGAAAACAGUAUAACGAGGAUUGACAUCGUCCACGAACUUUUUGAACAACCCUUGUACAUGUACAACAUAUUAUUUUUUGUAUAUUAUUAAUUUCAAGGACAAUAGGAAUCGGUGUUAACAGAUCAAAUUCGUGUUCAUGUGUGUGCAUGUUUUGCUUUUAGUAUUAAUAUUAUUUCUUUAUCAUUCUUAUGCAUUCAAAGUUACAAUAGAUAACAUCUGUCAGUAAAAAUUGCAAAAUUGUAAUAUAAAUAGUUGAAAUUAAGGGGGCCAACUGGAGUUUUCAUUGCGAAUAACUGAUUUUUUUUCAAAUGAUAGGUAGUUUUACCUCUCAAAAGUGUGCUUUUUACUCUAUGAUAAAUUGAACAACUUAGCUUAAAUAUUAAAUAAAUUAUUAGCUCUUGAUAUUUAAACCAUGAGCAAUUGAGAUUCUCUGAAUCGUUUUUUUUUUUUUUCAUAUAUAUAUAAAUUCUUUAUAUUUUCAUAUUUUGUCACUUUGGCUAGUACUCAAUAAAAUCAGGAAAUUUUGGAUAAUUUUGAGAUACCUCCUACGUAAUCAAGACGGUUGAAUUUCGUGUAUCUUACACAUAUUGUAAAAAUAACAUUACUCAUCCUGUGUUAUAAAUUGAGAAAAAUGUAUAUUUUUGUAUAAUUUUCUUUAAAGUGCGAAAAGUUAUCAGUUUGGUAUAUAAUCUAGUAAAUGUACCUGCAUUUUGAGGAGAUUCCUUAAAAAUUCCUAGACAGUAGAUUUGUGUUAAACUUUGUAUAUACACUGAAGUCAACGUAAGUUACACGUAGUUCAAAUCACAGAUUUUUUUUUUGAAGUUUCCACGCUAUAAAACUUCCCUAAGUUCCCUUAAACAAAUUAGAAUGACCGAGUUAUCCUGGUUCGUAAAUAAUAUUCACUUAUCUUUUGUGAUUUAUAUCCAUUCUACACUUGGGAAGUAUUUGCAAUGCAAACGUGUGCCUAGAAGGAAAAGUUAACUAAUGGUUUCUUAAAAUAUCAUACAUGUGCUUGUGGAUGAAAGAUAAAUCUUAACUCAUUUUUUAGAAUAAAUAUUAUUUACAAACUAGUAAAACAUUGUAAUAUAAACAAUAAUGACAGCUAUAAUAUAAUAGAAAUAGUGUUUAUUUAUCCAGAAUGAAAUAGCUAAGCAAAAAUGUUAGUUACACAUAUGAUUCUGCACUUUAAGCAUGCAUACGGACAGGAAUUAGUAAACCAUACUUUAAAUAAAAAAGAAAACAUAUUAUUACAUGUAUAAGAAAACUAAUAAAUAUACAAUAUGAAAUAAAAUAAAUUACUAAAUAAGUUAAAAUGUACGUUGUAUUCAAGAUCGUUUCCCUAAAAACAUGCAACACUCACUGUCCUGAUAUUUUCGUACAAAGUAUUCCACAUUAUAGUACCAGAAACACUGAAGGAUCAUGAAGGAUCAGGAAAAUUUUCAGUCUUUGCAAUCUGUACAUACAACAAAAUUGUAUUGUAUUUUCUUGUUAGUCUCUGGUCAAUGUCUGAUAUAUAUUCAAACAUUUUAGUUAUCUAGCACAAAUUCAUGCAAUACUUUAUACUCUAAAAUGGCUUUCCAUUAGAUAGUUAUCUGAUCAAGGCAUGCAAUCGAGUGGUGUGAACAUGACAGAAAUUGGUUUUGAAAAAAAAUCAGAUGUUCAAAAUAACCAUUGCAGCAUGUGUUUGUAAUAUUUCUUUUCUUGUUAUUUUUACAUUUUCAGCAAGUCUUUAAUUGUAAGUUACAGUACAGAAGUGCAUUAUAUAAGCUUAGAAAAUCCAAAGUAAAUAAACAUCUUAAACAACGCUUCAUUUUACGUAUAAUAUUUUAUUCUUCUUAAAAUGCCAUUUCAUUUGUAGAUCUUGCAUACAAGUGCUUUCAUGUGAUAUUUCAAGGAGAAAGUUUCA